Molecule: messenger RNA, 311 nt
Organism: Staurois parvus
Lineage: Eukaryota; Metazoa; Chordata; Amphibia; Anura; Ranidae
Source: the annotation of a GenBank genome assembly
CACUGUUAGGCGGCACUGACUGGCACUGAUGGGUGACACUGAAAGGCAGUUCAGAUGGGCACUGAUAUGGGGCAUUGAUGUGCACUGGUAGGCACUGAUAUGUGGCAUUGGUGGGCACUGGCACGAGGCACUGAUGGACACUGACAGGUGGCUCUGCUGGGGCUACACUGAUCAUCAGGGCACACUGAUCAUCAGUUCUCUGAUGAUCACCGAUUACCGGCUCUCAUCUCCUCUGUCAAUGUGGCAGCUCGAGAGGAGAGAAAUGCCGAUAACCGUCCACUGAUGUACCAGUUCUUAUGAGCAUACAGUGG